UUCAUGUGUUACAUAUUUAAUUGAGGAUUUGACUUUAGUAUAAUUUUUAAGUAUAGUAUCUUUUUAAAUAUCUUAAACGUAAAUUUAAUUUAUAAUUUAAAAAAAUGAGACUGGUAAAUAUGUUAUUUGGAAAGAUGGGUGAAUGGUCUAAAAAAUAUGCAAAUUUACCAGAUCGCUAUAUAGAUCGUAUUACAGAACGUGUAUAUUGGAAGCCUCCACCCGGUAAACCGCAAUUUCUUCCACGUAAAAUAGUAUCAAGAAAGAAGUUGUAUUUUUCUAUACAUCGUCCUUGGACUACAGGUUUCUGUUUAGAAAAUUGGUUAAAAAAACGUCGAGAAUAUGUUCCGAUUGAACCUAUAAAAAAUUGGAGUUUUUUCCGUGGAGAUCGUGUAGAGGUAUUAGUUGGUCCAGAUAAGGGAAAACAAGGAAUAGUACAAGAUAUCAUUCAAGAAAGAAAUUGGAUUAUUGUACAAGGAUUAAAUACAAAGGCAAUAAUACGUGGAAAAAAGAAAGAUUUCCCUGGAGUUUGUAUACGCGUGGAACAACCAUUAUUAGUUACUACAGAUGUACAAUUAGUUGAUCCUUUCGAUUUAAAAGGAACUGCUAUAGAAUGGAGAUAUACAGAAGAGGGAAAAAAAGUGAGAGUAUCUUGUAGAACUGGUAGAAUUAUCCCAAUUCCUUUAAGUAGUCAAGAAACUGUAGAUUACAAAUCUCCGGAAUUAUAUAUCGAGCAAUCUAAAGAUACUACUGCAAAUGACGUAAAAGAACUAACAUUCGAAGGAAAAUUGAAAACCUUUGAAAUGGAUAUUAUGGAUAAAAUGGAUAUUAAAGAAGAUCGUAAACCAAAGAAAUAUUAUUGGUAUUAAUUUUGUUGAACGUAUAAUUAACAUUUUACAAACAUAAUCUUCGAUAUAUAUAUAAAACUUUACUUUAAAGCGUUGUUAAAUCUGUGUUUUAUUUUGUUAUUAUUGUUGAAAAUUAUUUUAAACUUAAUUGAAAGAAAAAGAGCAACGAUCUUUUCCAUAAUCGCAUUGAAAAUAUUUAUGAAAUAAUAUACGAUAUCAAAGAGUUGUUUAAUAACAUUUAAAAUAUUUAACUGAUAAAAUAUUUAUAAUAUCAGUUUAUUAAAGAAUUUAUUAAAGACAA
This is a messenger RNA of Apis laboriosa (Himalayan honeybee), 1146 nucleotides long. RefSeq names its product probable 39S ribosomal protein L24, mitochondrial (gene mRpL24). Gene Ontology annotation, cellular component: mitochondrion; ribosome. Gene Ontology annotation, molecular function: structural constituent of ribosome; RNA binding. The record is from RefSeq and is a predicted model, not a curated record. Gene Ontology annotation, biological process: translation. NCBI's taxonomy places the organism in Eukaryota, Metazoa, Arthropoda, Insecta, Hymenoptera, Apidae. Bases 105 to 866 code for a protein of 253 amino acids. The transcript has 5 exons.